Messenger RNA from Hypoxylon trugodes, 1936 nucleotides. Its product is annotated as membrane dipeptidase-domain-containing protein. Gene Ontology annotation, biological process: proteolysis. The record is from RefSeq and is a predicted model, not a curated record. NCBI's taxonomy places the organism in Eukaryota, Fungi, Ascomycota, Sordariomycetes, Xylariales, Hypoxylaceae. The coding region runs from base 447 to 1913 and encodes 488 amino acids. Gene Ontology annotation, molecular function: metallodipeptidase activity. The transcript is spliced from 3 exons.
GACUAGUCGCCGGCCUCGCCCAGAACUUUUUCUAAUAGUAUAGAACUACUAGAGUUACGCAGCUGGAUUACACAGAACAAAGCCUACCUCAAGUUAGAUAACCUCCUACGCGCCAUUACCAUUAUUAUCUAUAAGUUCCGAAUGUGGAACCGGACUGGUUGCUGAGGACCUCUCAUAAACAUGCUUCUUAUCAUACGGCAUCGGAGUAUGGAAGCACGCCAUCGCGCUAUUCAUUCAGGGAUCGGGACCAGGAAACCAUGCAGAUUGUGACGGUGGGGGAGACUAAUGCUACCAAGCCCGCCUUGAGCUGUCUAUACACUAUUCCCCACUCCGGCCGCGGGGGGAUAAUUUGAUAUCACGGUUUAAAUUUUGAGAAUAGUUUCUUGAUGCUGUUCAAGAUGAAAUUUGCAGUUUUCACUUAAAGGUAUACGGAUUGAGUGAGCGUCAUGGCCGAGCAGCAACCUACGACAGAGGGCAUAUCGCCAGCCAGCGACGAGCAUGCACCAUCGCAGACAGUGAAUUCGGGUACUCCCGAUAGGUCUCUCGUUGUUCAUUCCCAGACGCAAAACUCCGGAUUUUUUUCCAGGUUUCGCUAUCACAUCUUUGCCGCUGGCUUCGCAUUCCUACUAAGUCCUCUUGCGUUCAUAUGGCCAGGUCAAUCGCCCAUUGACCCAACCAAUUACGCAGAACGUACACGAAGAGUGCUCAAGUCGACCCCCUUAAUUGACGGACACAAUGAUCUACCCUGGCAAUUACGCAUAGAAUUGCAUAAUCGCAUUUACGAUGGCAAGGUAGAUUUCACCAAGAGGCUUCUAGGCCAUACUGAUAUCCAAAGGAUGAGAACCGGGAUGGUGGGUGGCCAAUUCUGGAGUAUUUACGUGGACUGUGAUACUCAGCAGCAGCAUUUCGAAGACCCUUCCUGGAUUGUGAGGGAUACGUUAGAGCAGAUUGACGUCGCUCGGCGAUUUAUUGAUGAGCACCCCCAGCAUCUUCAGUACUGUGACACCGCGGCUUGCGCCCGUAAAGCCUUUAAGUCUGGCAGGAUUUCCAGCAUGCUUGGUAUUGAAGGCGGUCACCAAGUAGGCGGGAGCAUUGCUAGCAUACGGCAGAUGUAUAAUCUCGGAGCGCGCUACAUCACCUUAACUCACAAUUGCGACAACUCAUUUGCGACUUCAGCUUCCACUGUCGCGGCGGGUGGACCCGAUGAGGGUCUAUUCAAAUUGGGAUACGAAGCUAUCAAGGAAAUGAAUCGACUAGGGAUGAUAGUCGAUUUAUCUCAUGUUUCGCACCAGACAAUGCGAGAUGUACUGAGCGUUGCGCGCGCACCUGUCAUUUUUUCGCAUUCAGGGGCUUAUAGUGUAACACCACAUCUUCGGAACGUACCCGAUGACGUUCUUCGCACUGUCAAGCGCAACAGAGGUAUUGUUAUGGCAGUUUUUGUCAACAGGUUCUUGCGGAUGAAGGAUCCCGACCAAUCGACAAUUCAUGAUGUUGUAGAUCACAUUAUACAUAUCGCCGAGGUCUGUGGAUGGGAUUGCGUUGGCGUGGGAAGUGACUUCUCUGGAACACCGUACGUGCCAAUUGGGUUGGAAGAUGUUUCCAAGUUUCCGGACUUAGUUCAGUUAUUGAUGGAGCGCGGUGUAACUGACGAACAGAUACGCCUGUUCGCUGGUGAGAAUAUUCUCCGCGUAUGGUCCAACAUCGAGAAGAGGGCGCGCGAGAUACAAGCUACUGGAGAGAAACCUUCGGAGGAAGAAUAUGAUGGCAGAGAUUGGCACAAGGGGCUUAAGGAUUCGCCAUGGAUGCUCAGGGGCAGUAGACAGAGAGCUGUUGAAUCUGGUGCCAAGGACAAGCCAUACAUGUUCAACGUCGACGGCGAUGGAAAACACAAUCCAGCAGUCAAAAACGUGUAGACUAGGUAGGUAGCCCUAGAACU